AAUGGCCACACUUUAACUUUAAGCAACCUUUAACAUCCCCAGUGUGCCGGUCACAUCCGGUCAAAGACUAUGGUGUCUCGUGUGCCACAAUGAACAGCUUGCCGUGGAUUCUGUACAUCCUGGGACUCCUCAUAAUCAAUGUCCCUAGAUCCAGGUCAAUUGAUGGCCGAUGGACAGCUUGGGUAACAAUAGAUCAAGGUGUAUGUGAUGACGAGUGUAACGGAACGACCACCUGGAAGAGAUACUGUACUAACCCCGCCCCCUCAGAGGAAGGAAAGAGGUGUUCUGGUCCUAAUACGUUAUACUUGGCUCUCGACUGCUCGUGGAAUAAAUGCACACUCAGAAAAUAUAUGGGCAUGGAUGUAGGUCCUAUACUAAUAAUAGUGAUCAUGCUGUUCAUUGUUUUUGCUGGUUUUGCAUUUAGUAUCAAUGCCACAAGAACUAAGAAAUCCACCAAAGCCGUCAGAAAACCAAAAGCCAACAAGGUCGCCAUGCCUCAAGUAGUAACAGAAGGUUCCAAUGGAGUCAUACUGAUAGUACCAAGAAAGUCUUCAAGCCAUCAAACCCAAAACGACAAACCUGAUUUUUCAACUUCACCUGAAAAAAUAAUUCCAAAAAUGUCUUCAAGCUAUCAAAUCCAAAACGACAAACCUGACUUUUCAACUUCACCUGAAAAAAUGGUGCCAAGAAGGCAUUCCAUGGCUUCAAGCAAUCACAUCCAAAAAGACAUUUCUGGGUUUUUAACUACAGCAAAACGUAUAGUGCAAAAAAGGUCUUCAAUCCAUGAAAUCCAAGACGACAACCCUGGCUUUUCAACUUCGUCAGAACGAAUAGUGCCAAGAUCGUCUCCCAAAACGUUACGCCACGAAAUCGGAAAAGACAAUCUUGCCUUCAACAGUUCCCCAGAAUUACGCCGAUAGUAUACACACGUGGACACGUGUAGCACCAUUCCUGACAGUGGACACGUUUCAGGAGCGGGUCUUUAAUGGGGGUGGGGGUAGGGUUAGGCAGGGCAUGACGUGUAGUGAGGUGGCGUGGAUGAACUAAACUCCUCAGCAUAUACACAAGUUAAAUGGUUUACCUGACCAAAACGAGGGUUUUCUACUUAAAUUCGGAAGCGAUUUUGAAGAAGGGUGUAUUUCAAGACCGACCUCUAUUCAUGGUUUUACGAUAUCCUGAAGUUAGGAACAUGAAAUAUGUGUAUUUUAGACUGACGAGCUACAAUGAAGACAUGAAAUACA
Molecule: messenger RNA, 1241 nt
Organism: Gigantopelta aegis
Lineage: Eukaryota; Metazoa; Mollusca; Gastropoda; Neomphalida; Peltospiridae
Exons: 12
Coding region: 90-920 (276 amino acids)
Source: RefSeq, a predicted model, not a curated record